AUGGCCGUUGCCGUCGCUCUCUGGAGUCUCGAGGUCAAGCCGGGCGUGUCUGCCUUGAUUGAGCCCCCGGCGGACCUCCGCAUCACGAACGUCGCGCUCGGUGAUGAGGUUGCGGACACGACGGGACGUACUAGUGUGAGGCUUGUGUACCGCACUCCGGGUGCGGGGCAGGACAGCGAGGAGGAAGAUGAGGACGAAGACGAGGAAGAGGAAAAGAUGGAGGGCGAGAACGUCACGUCCACUAUCCUCUGCUCCCUCUCGUGCGGCAGGAUUGAGCAGGCGACUGUGAACAUCGUGCUGAACGAGGACUCCGAGUAUGUCGUUGAGGUCGUCGGGAAGAACACGGUUUACCUGACUGGUAAUUACAUCGACCAGCGUUCGCCCGACCAGGAUCCGUUCAGCGACGAAGAAGAGGACUUCGACCUCCAGGAUGUCAGCUCGGACGUCGAGAUCGACCCCGCGGAGCUUGACGGUAUGAGCGACGAGGACCGUUUCGAGGAGGUUGUGGAGGACGAGCCUAAAGUGGAGCAACCGUCGAAAAAGCGUCCUCGUGAGUCGGACGUGAUGGAAACGGACGGCCCUAAGGCCUCGAAGUCCGAGAAGAAGAAGAAGCAGAAGGGCACAGACGGUCAGGCUGUCGAGCCUCCGGCGGAGAAGACGACGGAGAAGAGCAAAAAGGACAAGAAGGAUAAGAAGGACAAAAAGGACAAGGGAAAGGACAAGGAGGAGGGUGACGCGGGAAAGAAAGGCGACGCCAAGGUGCUGCAGGGAGGUGUGAAGAUCGCGGACACCACCGUCGGGACGGGUCCUCAGGCUAAGCGCGGCAACACCGUUGGUAUGCGGUACAUUGGCAAGCUCGAGAACGGCAAGGAAUUCGAUAAGAACACGAAGGGUUCUCCUUUCAAAUUCCGCCUUGGUGCCGGGGAAGUUAUCAAGGGAUGGGACGUUGGCAUUGCCGGGAUGCAGGUUGGAGGGGAGCGAAUUUUGACCAUUCCCGCUGCCAUGGGCUACGGCAAGAAGAAGAUGCCGGGCAUCCCUGCCAACUCGACUCUGAUCUUCGAGGUCAAGCUCCUCGAAAUCAAGUAA
Molecule: messenger RNA, 1086 nt
Organism: Epithele typhae
Lineage: Eukaryota; Fungi; Basidiomycota; Agaricomycetes; Polyporales; Epitheliaceae
Exons: 9
Coding region: 1-1086 (361 amino acids)
Cellular component (GO): chromatin; nucleolus
Molecular function (GO): peptidyl-prolyl cis-trans isomerase activity; macrolide binding
Source: RefSeq, a predicted model, not a curated record